UUAUCUGGAGAGUAAAUGGAUUUACUUCAUGUAUGUAUUUGUAUGUGCAUGUGUCGAGACCUAGUUUUUUACAGUCCUCUUGAUACUUUUAUAAAAUACUGUUUUUAUUUAGUAUUUGAUCUAUACUAUAUACAACAUGUGGAAAGACCAUUAGUUAUACCCUCAGCAAUGGCUUUCAAGAGUAACGAAGAGACAAUAAUCUGUUAUUUAAGGCAUAGCGUUGCCAUUGAUGUCUCUUUAUGUGGUUUAACUACUACAUUGACAAGAGAACUUUUUGCUGCUGGGAAUCCAAAAUUGUCUUUAAAAGUGGGGUCUGGUGACUUCCAUGUGACGUUAUAUAAUAAAUGUUGUGGUAGUAUACCUGAGUAUGCAUCUAGACUGUUGCAGUUGUUUACGAAACAAAAACUGGCGAAAAUAAAUGCCAUUGUUGGCAUUGAAAGUGGAAAAAUAAACCAUAGUUUAAUUAUUAUCACAAUAACUGGUAUCAUUGAUAAUGCCUUAUCUAUUUUAUCCAUUGUUCAAAACUACUAUGGUGUGCAAUUCAGGUCAUGUGUUUCAGUUCCUCCAGUACUUGCAGUUAAGCCAGGUAUUCGAGCCAUACUAAAAAAUAAUUUAAAGCGUCCCUCCCAGUCAUCGUCUGACAGUAAUUUACUGUUGUUGAAUGAUAAUGUGAAAGGUGGUAAUAAACUUAAAAAGAAGUUCCAGUCAGCCUCAACAAUGCCCAAUUUAUCAAGCCAAGUUAAAAUAGAAAAGGAUCUACUGAACAUAGGUCCUUUGCAGAAACAGUCAACCUCAUUUCCCCAAAGCAACAGUCUGGCAAGUUCAAGUUUAACCUUACCUGCUUAUUCCAAUUCCAUAAUCUCAUCCUUUGCAACAUUUUCUUCUGUUAAUCGGAAUGUCUCAAGAAUUUCUAAACCAACCGUUUCAAACAUUGUAGUGGUUACUUCUGCUGUUUGUGCAGCAAAUUUAUCCACAACUUUACCUAUGCAUUUUACUUCAAGCAGUUCUACAAACCCAGGAAGUACUCUCCAAGUUGUGCCAGCAGUGCCAAUUAAAACAAGUCCAGAAAACUAUAGUAGCACAGAAACUGGUGUAAGGCCACAAAUUGACUCCGUACUUGACCAAAUUAGAGCUGGUCUAUACUCAAUAAAUCGUCAAACAACAAAAGUUACAAAGGAAAACAUAUCUUCAUUAACUUUAAACCCUGCAGCAGGGGUUAUAAGCACAUGCUAUUCAAUGCAAGAGACUACAAGAAAACAAGGUGCUUUGGAUUGGUCAAAUAUUAGUGUGUCAAAGGAAAAAGACAUCAGCUUAGGUUCGAAAGUCUUGGAUGCAACAAAUAAUACAAUUAAACAAAAUGGUGUUGCACAAAGUAUCAAUGAAUUGGGAACUCCUAUGUCUAGUACAAUUCCGGUUUUAAAUAUAAUGAAUACAAGUAUGUCUCGAAAUAUUGGUACGGUACAGUCAAAUGCAAUUACUGCAAGCACUGUUAAUGCAAAUUUGGAAACUCUUGUUUACAACCAAAACAACAAAAUCGCCACAUCUAGUAGUAGUGAUCAACAAGCAUGCAGCUCUUCUAGCACCAAUAGCUCUUUUGCAGAGUUUAUGAAAAACAUGUUAACUUCAGAUAAUUUACAACCUCAAGAAAAUGGAAAUAUCACUGAAACUGGAGAACUCACGUAUGAUGGAGAGUCGACAAAUUUAACUAACAUUCCAGCAGAAAUAAUGAAAAAAUUACAGACUUUCAACCAAAGGCCUCAUAUUGAACAAUUCAGCGAAGGUUUAAAUUUGUUGGAUGAAAGGGGAAAGAUGUCUGUAUGUGAAUUUCUGCUGGCACGAGUUGAUUUACCAAGUGAAGGCAAUACUACAGAAGAUAUAAAGACUGAAUCGACAGCAUCAAUUAGCGUCCUACCAUACCUAAAUAACGAGUCUGGAAGUGAUUCAGACGAUGACAUAAAUUUCUCUGCCAACAUGAUUGCACGUCAUCAAAGAAGACAAAUAAAAGACCCUGUAGAACACAUAGGUGCUGAUGUCAAUGAAUUAUAUGAAGAUCCAGCGGAUGUAGCCUACAGAAAUUGGGGAUUGUUACCAACAGGUAGCGAUCCUGCUGAUCAAAUGUUUUCGCAAACUCCAGCACCAGUUGUGAAAAAAGACAAACUGGACGAACUUUUUGACUUAAUGUCAGAAUUUGACAAAGAAACUCCAAUUGAACCUUGUCAGGCAGUCCGUCAAACUUUAUUACCUCACCAAAAAAUGGCCCUAAACUGGAUGAUAGAACGCGAGAACACCAAAGAACUUCCACCUUUUUGGGAGUGUGUGUCUAUUGGACGUGAUUACAUAAAUAUCGCAACAGGAAAAAGAAUAUACAAGAAACCGCCAUGUGUUAAUGGUGGCAUUCUCGCUGAUGACAUGGGGCUUGGAAAGACCUUAACUGUAAUCUCCUUAAUCUUGACAAAUCAUGUUAAUGGCAAACCAAUGUUUCAUCAAAAAAAGGCACUUCCUUUUGAUGCAAGUGAAAUAGCAGGUAACAAUUAUUUACCAACAAAACAUAAAGGAGCAUCAAUUAACAUAAAGAAGAGAAAAGAUGGCUACAUCAAACCGAGUGCUACAACAAAAGCAGAUUUAGAGAAACCAGGUUUUAAAUUUCGUCAAAUGUACCUGCAACAAUUAAAUAAGGAUAAGAAAAAAAAGAAGAAGAAAAAAAAGGAAAAAGAACCAGAAGAUCAAAUGUUUAUUUCAGACAGUGAUGACGAUGAAAAAAAUCUGAGAAACAUAACAAAACAUGUUGACUCAGUGAUACGUGGUACUACCCUGGCUCUGUCGAAUCACACAUCUGGACAUAAUGGUAUGUUCGGAGAAAAGUCAAACGACCGAAAAGCAACACUAAUAGUUUGUCCAAUGUCAGUGUUAAGCAACUGGAUUAAUCAGUUGCAAGAACAUGUUGAUCCGUCUAUUAGCCUACAAAUUUACGUCUAUUAUGGCGCAGAACGUGUGCGGGAUGUGAAUUAUUUAAAGCAAUACGAUAUUAUUAUGACUACGUAUGGCACUUUAUCAUGCGACUUCAGGGGAAUACAGACCAAAGAAAAACCAUCACCGUUGCACCAAAUUAAUUGGUUGCGUGUUGUGCUUGACGAAGGCCAUAUCAUUCGGAAUUCAUGCUCAAAACAGACAAAAGCUUGUAUAGGACUGAUUUGUGAUCGAAGAUGGAUACUUACAGGCACUCCAAUACAAAACCGUAUGACUGAUUUGUUGUCAAUCAUAAAGUUUCUGCGACUGGAACCUUUUACGGAUCGCGGAUGGUGGUUUGAAUUUGUAGUUGAUUCCAUGAAAAGACAACCUAAACGUGGGGAAUUAAUUUUCAACCGAGUGUUCAAGAUUAUGAAACAUAUUGCAAUCCGUCGACUAAAGACCGAUAAACUGAAUGGAAAACCUAUUGUAAACCUACCAAGCCGUACUGUUAUCGUGCAAAAAAUUAAAUUUUCAGAAGAAGAACGUAAAGUCUACGAUGCUAUGCAUAAAGAUGGAAAGUUAAUUGUUUGCAAGUACUUCCGCAUGAAUGCAGUUUUGAAGAACUACGCGAAUGUUUUGGUGAUCAUCAUGAGGUUGCGUCAAUUAUGUUGCCAUCCCCAACUUUGUGCAAAAGCGUUGGAGAAGCUGCAGAAAGCUAUGGAUGUGAUGGAUCAAUUCCAUGAACAGAUGCAAGUUAACAAUGAUGUAACUGAUGACACAACAGGAGAAAGUCAAAUUAGUGAAGAAGAAAGAGAAAAAUUGAUACAGCAGUUAAUGCAAUUGUUGAUGGCUGGCGAUAGUGAGGAGUGCUCAAUAUGUCUUGGAAAUUUAACAGACCCUAUUAUAACGAGAUGCGCCCAUGUGUUUUGUACGAACUGUAUAUACGAAGUAAUUGAGAGUAAUGAGUUAAAAACAACCUGUCCAUUGUGUAGAGCUAAUAUUGAUACCGAUACUAUGGUGAAGGUACCAGCUGUUACUAAAAUUGAGGAGGAUGGAGGAAGUUCUAGUCAACACAAACUCACCGAUGACGAAGAUGAUGAUGAACCAUGGCAUUCUAGUGCUAAGGUUGACUUCGUAAUGGAAGCAUUAGAAACUCAACGGAAAAAGGAUCCCUUUAUGAAAAGCCUGGUUGUUUCUCAGUUUACUUCGUUUUUGGACGUGUUACAGAAACCAAUCAAAGCAGCAGGCUUUUCUUUUGUUCGUCUUGAUGGAACGAUGAGUCAACAAGCCCGAGCACGUGUGAUCGACGAAUUUAACAACAAAGACGACUCGUCGCCGACAUUGAUGUUGUUGUCUUUAACAGCUGGUGGAGUAGGGUUGAAUUUAACAGCUGCUACCAGAGUGUUUUUGUUAGAUCCGGCGUGGAAUCCAGCAGUUGAAGAGCAGUGUUUCGAUCGCUGUCAUCGUCUUGGUCAGACAAAAGAUGUACGAAUCAUCAAGGUUAUCGUUGAAGACACUGUGGAAGAUCGUAUGUUAAUAUUACAAAAACAAAAACGAGAGCUGAUGGCAAAAGCGUUUGGGAUGGCGCAGAAGAAUCCCGAAGAAAGAAGAGCCGCAGCUUUACGCGAUAUAGCUACUUUACUUGGAUUGGACCUUUCUUCCACAGCUGUUAGAGCGAACGCAGUAUCAGCCAGCAAUCGAAAGACGCUCCCUACUUAAGUAUAGUAGGACACCCCCCUCCCCGAUCAAUCAGGCGUGCUGAUUCAGUAAUUUCGUACUCAUGUAUCUAAUUAUAGGGGAGUCAAUCGCCGGCUUUUGGACCCCUAACUAAUUAGUAGUCCUUUAAUCAAUAGUUUUUAUACAUUCUAUUUCUUUACCAUUUCAACUUGUCCCCUCGACAAUUGGUUAGGGGGGGGUGGGGGCGUGUGGAUCUUACUACCGUUUUAUGUUAGUUUUCGCGGAUGUUAUUUUUCGCGAAACAAAUUCUAAAUUUGCGUGUAUUAAUUUCCUCGGAACAACAACCAAAACAAAGGUCAUUUAACCUUAUCGAGGAAGAAGUGAGUACCAGUUGUGACAAACUUCAUCUAUAUUUUUAUUGUCGACUUUCUGCCACGACACUCACACAGUUACGCGAUUUUUCUAUAAGCAACUUAGGAUUUUGCUCAGGUCUCAAGUUGCUGAUUUUUUUGUCGAUAUCAUUUAUAUCUGAAGUUGUUGAUAGUUGCUGAUUUUUAUUUAACUAUUUUUCGGGGGAAAAGCCCAUUUUUAGUAAAAGAAAGUUCCUUGAAAAUAAACUGCAACAAAGAAUUUUUUGUACUUUUUCUUUCCUUGAAGUUUUUUAUCCCAUUUUGUUAAGAAAGAAUGUCUCAUUUUUUUCCGCAACAAAUAAACCUUCGUAUUGCUUGUGCUUAUAUUUGUACAGAACUAAAGUUGCUUAAUAAUUUUUUAACUCUAGACUUGCUCACAAUUUCAUUUCGUCUUAUCAUGGUCUUAUCAUAGAUUUGUAAAUUAAUGAAAUGAAAAGAUUCAUAAAUACACCAACUAAAACUUCCUUGAUUCUUUCAGUUCUAAUUUUCACCGCAAGGCUAGAUUAGAUUUCGUUUAAUACGUAACCAUACUCAAUGUUAGGUUUUCAGGUUUUUUGUGCAACACGAGGAGAUUAGUAAGCGCAAGUACAAAAAGGUUUCCCUCUUGGUGGUGAUUUAGACAAACGGGGUAGUUAAUUUGUUCAGGACAAAAUGAAGAAAACCUGUCUUGAGUAUAUAUAUAUAUAUAUUUAAUUUUUGUACAGUUAUAAAUAAGUAAAAAGUUUUUAAAACAUUGUAUAUUAAAAGUCGACGUAUUUGUAAUAUUAGAUGUAACACUUUGUCAACCUUUUCAAUUUUUUCUCAUAGCUUGUUGUGAUAUGAUAGAAGUUAGAUUUUUUGACUUUUCUGAUACGGCGUUAUUGUAGCAAGUUUCACGCACGCGCAUCUGUAAAUAAUUUGACAAGCUUGAGCGAGAUUGUUUCCGGAACGAUGUUUUGUAUUUUCA
Hydractinia symbiolongicarpus is the source of this 5982-nucleotide messenger RNA. Its product is annotated as helicase-like transcription factor. The transcript has 19 exons. The coding region runs from base 16 to 4668 and encodes 1550 amino acids. Gene Ontology annotation, molecular function: ATP-dependent chromatin remodeler activity; ATP binding; metal ion binding. The record is from RefSeq and is a predicted model, not a curated record. Lineage: Eukaryota; Metazoa; Cnidaria; Hydrozoa; Anthoathecata; Hydractiniidae.